AUGAAUCUUUGCAACUUAUUUGCUGUAGCUUUGAUCGCUUUGUUACCAUCGGUACUGUCUCAAAAAUUGACCAUUACUUCUCCUGGGACCAAUGCGGUUGUGAAAACAGGCGCUACCACGAAUAUAGUACUUAACUUUGAAUCCACCACUUCCUCAGUGAAGCAAGUCGCCUGUACCCUUGGCUUGCGACCGGUAGGUGCCGGUAACACCGUUUAUGUUGGCACCUUAGUAUUCGGCGAAUCUGGACCAAAAUUUGAAGGAAACACCUAUACUUGGAAAGUGACUUUACCGAAUGCCAACAAAUUUGGAAAGGGAAUAGGUCAACGUUAUCAUUUGACACUUUCUCAAUUCUACUUGAUCGGUGCUACGAGCACCCCCACAAUUUCCGAGUUUGCUAGUGAUGUUACUGUUCAAUAA
Melampsora larici-populina 98AG31 is the source of this 417-nucleotide messenger RNA. RefSeq lists its product as uncharacterized. Bases 1 to 417 code for a protein of 138 amino acids. The record is from RefSeq and is a predicted model, not a curated record. NCBI's taxonomy places the organism in Eukaryota, Fungi, Basidiomycota, Pucciniomycetes, Pucciniales, Melampsoraceae. The transcript is spliced from 4 exons.